This is a messenger RNA of Solanum pennellii, 1626 nucleotides long. Its product is annotated as aluminum-activated malate transporter 8-like. Lineage: Eukaryota; Viridiplantae; Streptophyta; Magnoliopsida; Solanales; Solanaceae. The record is from RefSeq and is a predicted model, not a curated record. Bases 1 to 1626 code for a protein of 541 amino acids. The transcript has 5 exons. Gene Ontology annotation, cellular component: plant-type vacuole membrane. Gene Ontology annotation, biological process: malate transport.
AUGGAGAUUAAUUCAACAAAUCAAGAAAAUCAUAGUGUUUUCACAAAGUGGUGGAACAAACUUAAGGAUAUUCCAAGAAAAAUUCAAAAAAAAAUUGAAAAAAUUGCUAAAAACACAAAGCAAAUUGGCAAAGAUGAUCCAAGAAAAAUUUGGCAUGCAUUUAAAGUGGGAUUAGCUCUCACUUUAGUUUCUUUGUUCUAUUACACUGAACCAUUAUUUCAUAAUUUUGAUCAACCAGUAAUGUGGGCUAUCCUGACUGUGGUGGUUACUUUUGAAUUCACCGCUGGUGCAACCAUAUCAAAGAGCAUAAAUAGAGGAAUUGGUACAGCCCUAGCUGGUGCAUUUGGUCUUGGAGCUAAAUAUUUAGCUGAAUUAAUUGGGAGAGAAGGUCCAAAUCCUAUAGUUCUUGGAGUUUUGGUCUUUAUUGUAGGAUUUGGAAGUGAAUAUUUUCACACUUCUGAGAUAAAAAGUGUUGAAAUUAACAACAAUAAUGAAAAAGGACUUCAUGAAGCUUUAUUAAGUAUUAUUGGUUCUAAGGCCAAUGAAGAAUCUUUGGCAAACUUAGCAUGGUGGGAACCCCCUCAUGGAGGUUUCAAGUUUAAUCAUCCAUGGAAACAAUACUUGAAGAUUGGUAGUCUUGUUAGAAAAUGUGCUUGCCAUCUUCUAGCUCUUAAUAGCCACAUAAACUCUAAAUCUCAGGCACCAAAUGAAUUUGAGAGGAGGAUAGAAGAAGUAUGCAAAAAAAUGAUUAUGGAAUCUAAAAAUGCAUUAAAAGAAUUUGCAUUGUCCAUUAAAACUAUGGCACAACCAAUUUCCUCUAUAAGUAACACAAAAAAUGUCAUUGAUGACCUAAAACUCACACUAGGCACUUCAAAAACCUUUUUUCGAUACGAUGAAUCGCGCGUCAUGGACUGUGUCCCCACCGCGUCCGUUGUGUCCUUACUCAUCGCCGUCACUAAAUGUGUCGACGAGAUCUCUGAGGCUAUCGAGGAGCUUUCGAGCAAAGCAUGUUUUGAGAAAAAGAGUAUGUCAUCGACAACAACAUCACGAUCGCAUCGGCCCCGAAUAUUGCACCGUGGAACCGUGCAUCCUACGGUGGAAGAUGAGAUGGAUGGUGAUGAUUUUGUUACGAUCGAGAUAGGUGACAAUGUAGAAUCAAAGGGGGAAGUGGUAGUAGAAGAGGUGAAUCAAGUGAAUAAUACAAUAAAUGCAACAAAAGAGGAAUCUUUUGUCAUUUGGAUACGUGGAAGCACCGCAAUGGCAAUAGUGGAAGAGAUGAAAACGCCAAAAAAGAUCGAAGAUUUUAUGGACUUAGUCGAUAUAAAGCUUUAUAACAGCAUUUCAUUUGUCGAAUCAACAAAAGGAGUACUAACAGUCCUAGAGGGGGCGAAUCAAGUGAAUAAUACACUAUUUACGACAGAAGGAGAAUCUAUUGUUAUCGGGAUACGUGGAAACACGACAACAACAAAAGUGGAAGAGAUGGAAAUGACAGAGAAGAAAGUAGAGCUAACAAACUUAACAGAUAUAAAGUUUAAUAAUAGCAUUCAAUUUCUCGAAUCUAUAUUGAUGACCGUAACAACAAUAGUAGAGGAGAUGAAAACGACAGAAGAAAAGGAGACUUCGUAA